AUGGAACUUCUUUCUUGUGCUCUGUUUAUGCUAAUGUUCCUUUUGCCUGGAGGAAGGAGAGACGCACAAAACGUACGGAACUGGUUAGUUGCAGGAACGGAAGAAAAUCAAUUAACUAAGCAUGCCAAUAAAUGGAGUCGCUUUAGCGCUUGGACAUGCAAUACGCCGCAGGUUAGAAAGUAUGGUAGAACGUCAUUUCACACAUUUGUCAACGAAACUAGGCGACAUUUUCGAGUUUUCGUAUUCGGGGGAAUAUCAAACUCAGCAGACGUAGCUGAUACGAAACUUUCAAAAGCGACUUGGAUAUAUAACGAAGAAAUGAACUACUGGAGUGUUCUUGAUAACCUCGCAGACGAACCUCCAGCUUUAGAAUCUCCUCACUUGGUUACUGUUUGCAACCAUUACGUGAUUCUCCUACACCCUCACUUGAUCAACCAUACUUGGAUUUUCGUGAUAUCCAAUAUGCAAUGGAUGCAAACAAGAAUUCUGCCAGAAUUGCCUAACUUGCACAAGUUCGUGCUUUUCGAAGAAAUGACGGCUAUUGCCGUAAACAAAACGAAUUGCUCUUGUUUAUGCUGUCAAUCAGUUCUGCUGUUUCCAUGCGGAAAUAAUCCAGAGUUUGAAACGUUGUAUGAAUUUAGCUGCGUUUCCGAAGCAAUCGCGUACACUUGGAAGCAAAUACGUUUUCAGCAAGCACUUUACCCUGUUAAACCGGAGUGCAAAUCGUUUGCGUCGUCGCCAUCAAAAGAUAUGGUAUUUGCUAUGGUUGGACAAUGUCUAUGGUUGUUCUCUGUCAAAUAUUCUACCUGGGAACGCGCUGACAACUGUACCUUACUGCAAACCAUUUCUAUAUCAAAAUACACAUUUGGAACAGUUUCUCCUGACAAUCUAAACAUUUAUCUUCUUUUUGAUAUGAAGCAUCGCAUAGUUAAACGAAUAAACGUGUCUGAUUUCUCUACUUCUUCAGAAACAAUCGUUGGCACGAUUCUUUUCGUUUGGCGAUUGUACUUUAUACACGCUCGAAAUGGUGAUCAAGUAUUGUUUCUCGGACAGGUUAAACAUGACUUUUGUCAGUCGAGUAUGUGGGCACUGACAAAAAGCAGUUCAUCUCCAGUUUGGGUAAUGACGAAACUCUCGGACACGGAGCUAUCACCGUCUGGUAACACAGACGUUUUGCAAUCAGUAUGGAAUCAAAGAAUCUACUUGCUUGUGUACAGAAGGUACAAUAACAUGCUCGAAGAUCAAGCACAAACUUAUUACAAUUUAUGGUAUCUGUAUCUCCCGUUUAUGGUCUGGAAACAAUUGGGAAGAGUUGACAGAGGAGUUAUCGUGCCAGGUAGUUCGACAACAUCAGCUAGCACAUUUCUUGGCAAUAAGUACUGGCUAAUUGUCUCACAAAACAUCACAAGAAUUCUAAACACAGACACGCAGUUUAUCCACGGCAGGAUAAAACAUUCUAUAAAUAAUCGAACCAGCUUCAGCAUGGUAACAGUGAACGGAACCUCUGCGUUGCUGUUUGGUGGCAAAUUGAAUAUCGGCUUAUUUGAUGAUCUUUGGCUUUUUUCUUCUAAAACUAAACGUUGGACUGAGGUAGAAAUUGACAGGAAAGUUGGAUCAGUUCCUCCACCGAGAUUCAAUCAUGCAGCAGCAAUCAUUAGAUCGCAAAUGUUUAUAUACGGUGGACGCGACAAGAAUGAUGUCUGCUACGACGACUUAUGGAAGUUUGAUCUUAGCAGCAAGAAUUGGUCAAUUAUCGAAGCACAGAACCAAGGUCCGAACGUCACAGGAAUUAAGUUUUGCAUUGCACAUGCAACAGCUCAAAGCGGUCAUUUGUGGAUUUCUGUUGGGUGCGGUAAAGAAGCCGCAUGCAAACAACCUGAAAUACAAAUUUGGAUGUUUAUCAUUCAUCUAAGAAUUUGGGAACGUCUUAAUGACUUUCAGCCAGUCACUGAAUUAGAUAAAACACUUAAGCCACUAGCAUUUUGGCAGGGUUACCUGUUCAGGGUUGCGACACCAGAAUACGGACUCUCUUAUAUUAAAGUAGGCUGCCCUUUAGGACUCGUCUCAAAAGAUAUUUCUGAAUUUCCCUGCGAUCUGUGCGAGAUAGGAUACUAUCCAAACGCUAUAUCAGAACAGUUUUUGUCAGAAGGGGAGAUGUCUAGUUAUCACUAG
Messenger RNA from Corticium candelabrum, 2172 nucleotides. RefSeq lists its product as uncharacterized. Bases 1 to 2172 code for a protein of 723 amino acids. The transcript has 2 exons. NCBI's taxonomy places the organism in Eukaryota, Metazoa, Porifera, Homoscleromorpha, Homosclerophorida, Plakinidae. Gene Ontology annotation, molecular function: protein binding. The record is from RefSeq and is a predicted model, not a curated record.